CAAGGCACAACAGGACAUUUUCCUGCCGCACGUUGAAAAAGGAACAAUCACCCUUGUGGGGGCCACCACUGAAAACCCGAGUUUCCAGCUGAAUAGCGCGCUUCUCUCCCGAUGUAGGGUGUUUGUGCUGAACAAGCUGACCGCAGACGAGCUACACAAGAUAGUGUCCAAGGCACUGUUGGUUAUUAAUAAGACGCGAAAACUUGUUCAUAACAUGCCUAUUCUGCGUUUCAACAAGGAGUCGGUUGCAUACUUGUGUGACAUCGCAGACGGCGACUCGAGAAGCGCCCUGAACCUGGUGGAGCUGGCAGAUUCACAUUUCAUGUCUGAGUCGAACUUGGAAAAAGGAAAACAUGUCAUCGAGGUUACCCCUGAACAGUUACGAGAAAUUUUGAAGAGAACGCACAUGGUUUACGAUCGUGUCGGAGAUGCCCAUUAUGACACAAUCAGCGCUUUCCACAAGUCUGUCAGGGGAUCCAACCCAGACGCAGCAAUGUACUACCUCGGGAGAAUGUUGAAGGGGGGUGAAAACCCGCUUUACAUUGCCCGGAGAAUGAUCAGAAUAGCAAGCGAGGACGUUGGGGUUUUAGACGAUUCGUGCCUGCCUUUUGCCAUUGCCACAUACCAGGCGGUGCAGUUUGUUGGCUUACCGGAAGCAGAUCUUGCGCUUGUUCAUUGCGCCGUAAAAUUGGCACGCGCACCCAAAUCAGUGGAAAUCUACCGAGGAUGGAACGAGCUUAAUGCUAAGCUGGAUUCACAACCGGAAUUUGCUUCAGCCCCAAUUCCACUACAUUUGCGGAAUGCUCCAACUAAGCUUAUGACUGAGCUUGGUUACUCCAAGGGCUACAAGUACAAUCCCGAUUUCAAAGACGGUUUGGUGAAGCAAGACUACUUCCCCGAACAAGUUGGAGAUUUGAAAAUCUUAACCGGGAAACACCUUGGGUUCGUGCGAGAUCCGGAUCUGUAG
This is a messenger RNA of Ogataea philodendri, 967 nucleotides long. RefSeq lists its product as uncharacterized. The record is from RefSeq and is a predicted model, not a curated record. Gene Ontology annotation, biological process: regulation of DNA repair; DNA-templated DNA replication. Gene Ontology annotation, molecular function: enzyme activator activity; single-stranded DNA helicase activity; DNA binding. Lineage: Eukaryota; Fungi; Ascomycota; Pichiomycetes; Pichiales; Pichiaceae. The transcript has a single exon. The annotation marks the transcript as partial. Gene Ontology annotation, cellular component: nucleus.